Boeremia exigua is the source of this 545-nucleotide messenger RNA. RefSeq lists its product as uncharacterized. The record is from RefSeq and is a predicted model, not a curated record. NCBI's taxonomy places the organism in Eukaryota, Fungi, Ascomycota, Dothideomycetes, Pleosporales, Didymellaceae. Bases 92 to 388 code for a protein of 98 amino acids. The transcript has a single exon.
CUACCUACUGUAUUACCUUGAGUCUGGGGACGGCUUCGGCUUGGUACUCUUUCUUGACUGUAUUCUAUUUACUUUUGUUGCUUUAUACAUUAUGUAUUCUAUCUGUCUUCAUUUCACGACUUCUUUACGCUUGCAUGUGCAUCUUGUCUCGCACUGUGUUACCCUUCCCUUUCUUAUUCUGUCCGUCGUGUCGUGUCGUGUCGUGUCACGUCGUGUCCCCUCAAGUUCUGUCCUACCACUAACCAAACUCAAAGCAAGUGGUCGUCAUCGGCGCAUCGGCGCAUCGGCAUAUCGGCAUACGGCACACGGCACGUCGGCAGCUCCACUAGCGCCCGCCUCCACACAGCCCUACGCCGCCCUGACGAUCUCAACCACGAUGGUGGACUAGGAACCCGCGCCCCAGCUAGCCAGCCAGGCGGGCGCUACAAAACGUCGCUGCAGUUCCAUGGCACGCGUGGCGUCUUCUCGAUGCCAGCGCUACGCACAAUGGGUAGGUGCGCGCCGGAGCGCUGAGCGCAGAGUCGUGACGUCAGCAUGAAGACGAC